UUUUUUAUACUCCUAUCUUAAUUUCGUCCAUCCCCCUUUUAUUCUUCGCUAUCUUUUUUAUUCACUUCUCUUAUUCAGCUUUUCUUCAAUUACAUGCUUCUUUCUUAAUUUUACUUUUGCUAAAACUUAAAAAAAUAUUUAUUCUGAUUUUUAAUUAUUCUGAUUUUUAAUUAUAAAUUCUGGUUGUUUUAAUUUAAUUCUGGUUUUAUUUAGGUUGGUUUAAAAAUUUUUAAGUGGUUUUUUAAAAAUUCCAUAUCUCGGUUAAAAUACGUUAAAAUAAGUUUUUAUCCGUCAAUUUUAUGGAGAGUACCUUACUUAAUAAUUGUGAAAAAAUUCAGCUUUCCCGACACGAUACAAAAAAUUUUCUCACGUCAGUAAAUUUUCAGAUAAUAAAAAAUGUCAGAUGCAAAUAAAUCAAAUUAUUUUCGAGAAUUAAACAGAAAAGGAGUUGAAAAAAGGCAGAAAAAAAAGAAACCCAAUCGAAUCGCACGAAAAAAGCAACUAUAUCCCGUUGGUCCUCUUCUGUCAUCGGGAGUUCUCCAUCAAUGAAUGCCUCAAAUAAUUCCAUUACUGCUGUUUCUUCAUCUACUAAUUCAAUUAUUGGACUGGAGGAACCUUGUCACUCUAAAAUUUCAACAAAUUUUGAAACCCCGGUUUUGGAAAAUUCUUCAACGAAGUUGUCUGACUCAACAUCUGAUCUUGUCAAAAAAAAUUUUUUCGACUCGUUACCAAAGAGUGGAGCAGAUAAAGACGAUACUCCCCGUAUUAUUAUUCAAAACAAAACUCUUCAAGAAAUUAAAACUGAAUUAAUACGUCUAUUUUUAGCUAUUCAAGAACUUAGUCAUUCUGUUGUUGGCCAAAAUUCAUUUAGAUUGGAAUACAAAAAGUUAACUUAUGUUAGAUCUUCACAAACUGUAAAAUUUCAAGGUUUUAAGUUUGAAAUCAUUUUCAUUUAUGAAGUUAAUUAUUUUAGUUGAUAUUCUAACACCUCCAAAUAAACGAAGAGAUUCUCAAAAAAUAACUGAUUUUUAUGUUGUUCAAUUUACUUUGAUUUCUGGUAGAUUUCUUUAAAUUUUAUUUUAAUUCUGUUCUAGGACCACUUCGAAGAUUCCGUCGAUUAUUCGAACAUUUUUCUACUGUUCUCAAAAGCUCACAAAGGUCUUCCUCUCCUUCUGUUUACCCUCGUAAAAUUUCUUCAACAUUAUCGUUUGACUCUGAUGAAGCUCACUCAGUGGAUAUGCAAAUGUCUGAUCAAUUAAGUACACUUUCUUUCUCCCCUUCCAACCGUAUUAGAUCUCGUAAAGGUGAUAAAUUUAAUUAUUUUAUUGGAUUUUUAUUUUUGAUUGUAUUUUUUGUUAAGCUUCUCUUCAUAAACCCGUUUCACCAAAUCAACAGAAGGGUUCCACUUCUUAUCAGAACUCAUUGAACUUUUGUAUUUUUUGUUCAGCUUCAAAAAUAAGACAUGGUAGAAGACAUUUUUCCACACGUUUGUGCAAUUUUUACUCCUUUUACAACAAUUUAACUAACUGGUCAAUUGCGUUUGAACAGGUUACAAAUCGAGCAAUAAGUAUUAAUACAAAAGAGUUAACAAGUAUGAUUACAACACCAAAAGGAGAAUCUAUGGUACCUAACACAUUUAUAAUUAGAAAUCAGAAUGGAAAAGAAAUUUUUUCAGGUUUACAUAUGCAGGAAAGGAUUGGAUUUUAAUGAUUUAGUCUACGUGGGCACAACAAAAAAUUUCAAAAACAGAAUUAGCAGUCAUCAAGGAGACAAAAGUAGAACCAUUUGGAGACAAUCGGAGAAAAAAAAUAUCAACAUUAAAAAUUUACAACAAGCUAUUUUAAUGCAAAACCUGUCACAUGAAAAUGCCCUUUUUUUGGGCUCUUUUGAUUUUAUCGGACAACCAAUCCAACCUAUUCAACAAAAGUCC
Molecule: messenger RNA, 1930 nt
Organism: Meloidogyne enterolobii
Lineage: Eukaryota; Metazoa; Nematoda; Chromadorea; Rhabditida; Meloidogynidae
Source: the annotation of a GenBank genome assembly